Molecule: messenger RNA, 1967 nt
Organism: Anisakis simplex (herring worm)
Lineage: Eukaryota; Metazoa; Nematoda; Chromadorea; Rhabditida; Anisakidae
Source: the annotation of a GenBank genome assembly
AGAAGAGGAUUCAUGAAACAGUCGGUGAAAGAAAUCUGAAGGCAACGAAACAUCACUGCAAAGUGAGAGGAUCAGCAAGGGAAGAGAAUAAAAACGAAGAGAGACACGAAAAAAAGAUUGAGAGGAAUUGCGCGGUGACGAAAUAUUGUGGGGAAUGGAACGAGACGAAACGGAAAGAGUUCGGCAUGAGAAUCAGUGAGGGGAAAGAGAACAAGAGAAAUUCUGAGGUGAAAAAAUAUAAUGAGGAAGAGAAUGAGAGGGAUUCGGGAGUGAAGAGACAUAACGAGAGAAAGAGUGAAACAAAACGGAGAGAGCAUGUGGUGGAAAUCAGUCAGAGGGAGAGGCAUGAGAGAAGUGUGGAGGGUAAAAAGCACAAUAGGAAAGAGAACGAAGGAAAACUGGAGGAAGUGAAGAGAAUCAACAAGGAAAAGAUUGAGAGGAACUUCGAGGUGAGGAAAUACAACGGGGAAAAGAGAGGAAUCGGAAAGACAGAGUAUGGGAGGGAAAUUGGUCAAGGGAAACAUUGUAAAAGAGAUGCGAAAGAAACGGGAGAGAGUAGGGUGCAGGCGGAAAGGAAUUUGAAGCUGAAGAGAUACAGCAGAGAAGAGAACGAGACAAAAGGAAAAGAGUAUGGAAAGGUAAGAGGACAUGGAGUAGAGAACGACAGCGAUUUUGGAGUGAAAAAAUAUAACGAGGAAAAGAAUGAGAGGAAUUUAGACAGCAGACAAGAGAAAGAGAACAAGAGGAUAUUGGAAGCAGAGAAAUAUAUCGGCGAAGAGAAUGAGCGAAGUUCGGCAAGGCAAAAAUACAAUGGGAAAGAGAAUGAGAUGGAAAAGAUAGAGUGUGGGAUUCGAGAGAGUGCAGAGAAUAAAAAUGAGACGAGAUUGAAGGCAAAGCAAAACAACUGGCAAGAGACCGGGCUGGAAAAGAGAGAGCGUGUAAAUGAUGAGGUGGUUUCUGGGAAAAACACUGGUAAAGAUGCAGAGCAUUUAAAAAGAGUUGAGCCAAAGAAUGAUGCGGUGAAUCGUAAUAUAACUGAAAUUGAAGAGACGGCAGAGAAUGAGAUUAAGGGAAAUAUUGAAGCGGAGUGUGUGGCAGACGACGAGUGGAUUUUCGAGCUACUUGGAGAACCAACCACGUCUGUUGUGAAAACAAGAGAGUGCAAAGAAAACGAGAAAACAACCGCCGAAGAAAUAGUGCGCUUAAGAGGAGAGCUGGAGACGGAACGAAAACGACGAAAGAGCAUGGAAGAAGCGUUUAGCAGAGAUAAAAAGCAGUUUGAAUUGAAUUUUUAUAGUUUGCUAGUAACAGCUCGAAAGCAAAUUAAUCGCUUAAAGGAAGAAAACAACGUCUUAGAAGAAAGGCUAUCCUCAAACCACUCAAUCCUCUGUCCCGAAUGCAGCGCAGAGAUAUCAAUCCGCAAAAACAGUCACAAACCCAAAAACAUUAAAGUGCUGAGGGGACGGAAUACGAUCGAAUUGAAUUUUGAUAAUUUCGAUGAUCUGAGGAAAUUUUUGAUCACGAAUAAUUUCGAGCGGAAUGCCGAUGGAUUGCCGACGAUAUUCGACGUCGAGAGUGCACAUUUAGCAACGUUAAAGUCAACUGAGAGCACUAUAUCUGAGUUGAUUGGCUUGAGGACUGAUCAAAAGGCAUUGGCGAUCGAUACGGAUCAGUGUAUAAAACGAUUGCGAGAUUCACAGCAUAAUAAUAACAGUAAUAACGAGUAUAAUAGUAAUAAUAAAUGUGAUAUAAAUUGUAACAAUUCACGUGUGGAGUCAUCGAUAAGCGCACGAUUCUCAUUACAUUGCAAAGAGGUGAAGCAAUCGGAGAGCCGUGAUUCGUGUCAUCGACUAGCGGCGAAAAGGCAACCUUACAGCGGGGAUUCUGCUAAUGACAAUGAGAAAAUUGGAGCGUGCAGAGAAAGAAAAUUGGAUGAACGAAGAGCGAUAGAUACUAGGAAUCGAGGA